Molecule: messenger RNA, 2441 nt
Organism: Vigna angularis (adzuki bean)
Lineage: Eukaryota; Viridiplantae; Streptophyta; Magnoliopsida; Fabales; Fabaceae
Product: protein BREVIS RADIX
Exons: 7
Coding region: 982-2019 (345 amino acids)
Source: RefSeq, a predicted model, not a curated record
CCCCACAGCCUCAAAUAUAAAUACGACAACCUCAAACACUGUCUUCCUCUCUUCAAAAUAUCGCCACCCCCGAAAUUCUCGUCUCAGUUGGCCCCGUAACUCCUUCACACCCACACCCUCUGUUCCUCUGUUGAACUUCCCAGCUCGGCAUUGCAAUUUCUCUCCGUGGAGUUCUCGUUCUUAUCUCCAAAUUAUCGUGUGUCAGUGUUUUUGUAUGACAUUGUAGUGCUUCAUUGUAACUGACAGAGCAUGUGUGAGCUGUGCGUAGCGCAAUCUUUGUUGUUUUGUUGCAUUGACAUGGAACUCGACAAUUAGGUUUGGGAUCCCAAGCAAUUUGGCAUGUGGACCGAUUUCAUCAUUUUCAUGGCCAUGCGGAAAACGACAACGUAGCAAGCACGGUUUUCGUGGUGGUGGGGGUGGGGUGCGCCUCCGAAAGCGAAACAAAAGCGUGUGCUUGUGGUGCAGACGAACUGUCCAUCGAUGAGGCCGAGGGAAGAGAAGGAGCGAGUAUAAAGAGGACCGAAACCUGAAGCUUAGAACAAGAUCAUAGAAGAUUCCUUAGUGUGUGUGAGAGAGUGUGUACAGAGAGACAAAGCACAAGAAGAAGCAGUUGAGGUUCCCUUGUACCACUGAAGGGUAGUUGUUUCUCUCUCUAGAAGCUGGUGAGUGAGUCGGACUCGGACUCGGUCUCGGACUCGGUGGUGCUUAGCUUUUUGGUUUUGGAGUGUUAUCUCGGAGAACGGGGAUUGAUUGCGAUUUACACAAAAGAUAAAGAGAGAAGAGGAAGAGAAUCACAAGAGUAGACGGGUGCGUGAGGGACGUGUCAGAAAACUUCGGCUUCGACACGCUUUGCUUCUUUUAUUUUCGAUUUCUGUACGAUAAAGCACCAACCCACAUUAUUAUUACUUAUUACCUUCUAUCGCUGCUUGCAGCAGUAAGAGAAACACAAAAAAAAGUGAGGAUCAGUGAGAAGUGGUGGAAAUGUUUACAUGCAUAGCGUGUACGAAGCAAACGGCGGAGGAAGGGGAAGAAGGUUGUGAGAGUGGCACGUCGAGUACAAAAGAAGUUGUCAAAAGUCUGAGUGCGCAGUUAAAGGAUAUGGUACUGAAGUUUUCAGGUUCUUACAAGCAGUGCAGACCUUGCACAGGGUCCAGUGCCUACAAGAAAGGACAGAGGCCAUAUCCUGACUUUGACACCAUUUCAGAAGGGGUUCCAUACCCCUAUAUUGGAGGAGCAAGCUCAACUUCAACCCCUGCUUGGGACUUCACAAGCUCCUAUAUCCCUGGUGGUAGAUCAGACCAAAGAUUUAUGGGUGGCUUGAAUGGUGAUAGGACCUCUAGAGGCCCUGAGUCAGCACCAGCAUGUGAUGUUGUUGUUGAGGAAGAGGAUGAAACCAAGGAGUGGAUGGCACAGGUGGAACCAGGUGUUCACAUUACCUUUGUGUCUCUUCCUAAUGGUGGAAAUGAUCUCAAAAGAAUUCGCUUCAGCCGAGAGAUUUUUGACAAGUGGCAAGCUCAAAAAUGGUGGGGUGAGAAUUAUGACAGAAUCAUGGAGCUUUACAAUGUCCAGAGAUUCAAUCGACAAGCUCUUAACACUCCUUCCAGAUCUGAGGAUGAGCAAAGAGAUUCUUCUUACUCAAGACUGACAUCUGGACAAGAAAGCCCGGGGUCGAUGUCGUUGAAGGAAUGGACACCAAGGAAUCACUAUAAACCCUCAUUGAAUAACCAAUCUGAAGCUAUGGAUCAAGGUGGUGGUCCAAACUUCCCAGCAGGAUCAUCUGUGGAAGCAUCUAGGACAACCACUUCUUCUAGAGACGAGCCUUCAAUGAGCAAUGCUAGUGACCUGGAGGCAGAAUGGAUUGAGCAAGAUGAACCUGGAGUGUACAUCACGAUCAGGCAACUAGCUGAUGGAACCAAGGAGCUUCGUCGUGUCAGAUUCAGCCGGGAGAGAUUUGGAGAGGGGCAUGCAAAGAAAUGGUGGGAAGACAACAGAGAAAGAAUACAAGCUCAAUACCUUUGACGUUUGGUGGCCUUGAAGAGAAUGUCCCAAGCAGGUAGAAUCCUCAAUUUUGUUUCCUAGAGAUUGUAGUGUAGUUGACUCCAGUUUAUAAGUGGAGUUCUAUGAAGAAUUAAGUUGUUGAUACUCUCAAACAAUGCAAGUCACGCAUUGUCAUGGUAUUGGAAACUAUAGGCUACCUGGACAACCUAUGUAGAACGAAGUUUACAGAACAAAAGAGUUGUUUUCACAUUUGAAUCAGAGGUGAGGCGAGUCAUCAUGUUUUAUUUCAAGAUUUAAGGUGCUUGUUAAUAUGUUAUUUUCCCAUCUUAUGGGUAGAUAGGUCUAUCUUGAUUCCAGCAACCUGGUAACUAUUCUAGAUCAUGAAAAGUGAGCAUUUGUACAAAAAGAAAGACAUUUGGAAAUUGGAUCUGAUUUGUAAGCAA